Messenger RNA from Dermatophagoides pteronyssinus (European house dust mite), 492 nucleotides. RefSeq names its product histone H2B-like. The record is from RefSeq and is a predicted model, not a curated record. Gene Ontology annotation, molecular function: DNA binding; structural constituent of chromatin; protein heterodimerization activity. NCBI's taxonomy places the organism in Eukaryota, Metazoa, Arthropoda, Arachnida, Sarcoptiformes, Pyroglyphidae. Gene Ontology annotation, cellular component: nucleosome.
AAUGAAAAUGUAUUAUUCUGUUUAUUUGCUAUCAACGAUAAACAAUCAAUUCAACAACAACAAAAAUGGCCCCACCAAGCACUGGUAAAGCUGUCAAAAAAUCUGGCAAAGCUCAAAAAUCUGUCCGAGCCACCGACAAAAAAAAGAGACAUCGUCGUCGUAAAGAAUCUUUCUCCAUCUACAUCUACAAGGUGUUGAAACAAGUCCAUCCGGAUACUGGUAUUUCAUCGAAAGCAAUGUCAAUCAUGAAUUCAUUCGUGAAUGAUAUUUUCGAACGUAUUGCUGCCGAAUCAUCACGUUUGUCUCAUUACAACAAACGUACAACCAUUACAUCGAGAGAAGUACAAACGGCUGUCCGACUUUUGUUACCUGGUGAAUUGGCUAAACAUGCUGUAUCUGAAGGUACCAAAGCUGUUACCAAAUACACAUCGAGCAAAUAGAUUUCCAUCAUCAUCAUCAUCAAUAUUCAUAUAUUUAAAACGGUCCUUUUCA